UCAUGUCUUUUGUUGGAGCUAACUUCACGGUUGUCUUCUUUUUUUGGUAUUCACGGUACCAUCUUUAAUAUCGCUUGAAAUAGUUUCUGUGGUUCUAUUAUUUUAUCUCUCCCAAGUGUUAAAAAUGAGAUAAUUUUUACGUUAACAAAUUGCAUUUAAAGUUUUUAUCGGAAGCAAAAAAAUCGCAGAAGCGUAACUUGAAAUUUAACAGCUUCUAUCGCACAAUAUUUUUCUUUAUGUUUCUUAUGCCCCAUUGUAUGUUUCAUUUCAAUUGCGUUUUAUCUUAAGUAAUGUCCUUUGAAUUGUGCAAUUUGAACUUUGAACUUUUUUGGACUUUAAGUACUAAGUACUAAAAUUUGCAAAUAUAUAUAGGAAUUUCCAAGUGUUUUCUAUCUUUUUGAAGCCUUUAAAAUGGCUACAUUAGCUUUAAAAUUCUUGUACAAGCCCUUUGUUAUGAACAAUUUUUCCAGAUGUUUGAGUUCCUCUUCAAAAUUAGUAGGAUUAGAAAUAAACGAUCAAAACGGCAUAGCGACAGUAAGUUUACAGAGACCUCCUGUGAACAGUUUAAAUUUAGAUUUGUUAAGUGAUUUUCUGACUACUCUUACCGAAUUAGAGAGUAACAAGUGUCGUGGCGCUAUUUUAACGUCUUCAUAUAGCACUGUAUUUUCGGCUGGAUUGGAUAUUAUGGAAAUGUAUAAACCAGAUCCUAAUAGAGCGAAAAAAUUUUGGCUAACUUUGCAAGAUGUUUUCAUUAAAUUGUAUGGGUCUCCCUAUCCAACUGUUGCUGUUAUAAAUGGCCACUCGCCCGCUGGAGGUUGCUUGUUAGCAACUAGUUGUGAAUAUAGAGUGAUGCAGAAAGGUUUUACAAUUGGUUUGAAUGAAAGUCAACUGGGAAUGAUUGCUCCAAAGUGGUUUAUGAUGGCCAUGAAGAAUGUGAUUGGAAUAAGGCAAACAGAAAUGGCACUGACUUUGGGAAGGCUUUUCAAUACAGAUGAGGCCCACAAAUUAGGCCUGGUUGAUGAAGUUGUUAUCAAUAAACAAGAAGGAAUCGAGAGGGCUACUUCAUUUUUGAGCCAGUUUUCCAAAAUAUCUCCCAUAGCGAGGGCAUUGUCAAAGCAGAUGUUUAGGGAAGAAGAUCUAAAGGUUAUGAUUAGAAACCGAGAAACUGAUUUGAAUUUGUUUAUUACGGCUGUGACCAAUGAAGAUCUACAAAAAAGACUUGGCAUUUACCUGGAAUCACUGAAGAAAAAACAAGCGUCUGCUUAGGUUUUAAUUGUUUAUGAUUAAAGUUUAAAUUUUCAGUUUGUGCAAUAUCACAUAAUGGUUGCAGAAAAGCAUUUAACCCAUUUCUUUACUUUUAUAAUGUCCUGUUUGUAAGAAUGUUUUGUUGGAACUUGUUUCAAAAUUUGUUUUUAAUAAAGUGUAAAUUUAUACGA
Molecule: messenger RNA, 1436 nt
Organism: Cylas formicarius (sweet potato weevil)
Lineage: Eukaryota; Metazoa; Arthropoda; Insecta; Coleoptera; Brentidae
Product: enoyl-CoA delta isomerase 1, mitochondrial-like
Exons: 1
Coding region: 412-1266 (284 amino acids)
Biological process (GO): fatty acid beta-oxidation
Cellular component (GO): mitochondrion
Molecular function (GO): enoyl-CoA hydratase activity
Source: RefSeq, a predicted model, not a curated record